AUGGCGGGAACAAACAGUUCUGAUGAUCCAUGGGCACUUCCAGAAGGUCACCUAAAGAAUCGUCGAAGUGUUAUUGAAAGGACAAAAGCCUUAUCAUUAAAUGAUAAAUCAAAAGCCUUAUCACUGGAUGACAAAUCAGCGGUGAGCAGCGGUGAUAGCGGCAGUGAACGGCAACCGUUUGGCGGAUUUUCAGCACCAAAAGUGUUUGGUGAAAGCACAUUUGGUGGUAAUUCGAACUUGCGAGACGAUCUACACGACGGGAACAACCGGCGUGGAAGAGUCAUUGAUGGCAAUUAUAACAACAGUAAUCGUGGGAUGCCGUUUAAUCCAGCUUCAAGGAAUUCAUUCGGAAGUUUAGCUCAACGAGGAGUCGGAAGUACGUUUGGUGGUGGAAUUCGAUCAACUAAACCAGCUGAUCCAUCCGGCAGUGACGGAAGUUUUAGAUUCCGAACAGAUGCUGCAAAAUUUGACACAAGCAGUGGUUUUUCUAGACGAAAUCUGCUUGCAGCAAAUUCGAAUCAGUCAAACAGUAUGGGUCAUUUCGCUCCACCAACUAGCGCUGUUGAUUUGUCAGAUUCUUCUCACUCGCCACAGUUCAGCAAUAAUAAUGAAAGAUGUAUAAACAGACGAAAUAGAUCGGAAGAUGAAGAAGGUUCAGGGUUAAAACAAAAAGAUUUGAAAGCUGAAAACAGCUCAUUCUCAAUGUUUCGACCGUUUCCAAAGAACGGAAGCUUCAGUGGUAAUACUGGAAAUGUUCGAAUGCAGCAAUCCAUUCAGGCUGAAAAAUCAUCAGCAGCGCAUACAUCAUGCUUGGAAGAACGCGAGAGAAAUUUUUGGAAACUGGCUGCUUAUCGCUCAUCUCCAUUUGUUCCUAUGAAAACAGCAACAAAUCCAUUGAGCAAUGCAACUCCAAAAUUUGGUGGUUUCAUGCUUCCAGGAAAUGGUCGGCCGCUAUAUGGACGAGGUCUUUGCAACGACAAACAAAUUGGAAGAAAUCCUAACAGUGUGCCACCUUUUUCUAAUUCACCAUCACAGCGCAAAGCAAUGAUGAAUGUUGACGAGGAAGCUUCCGAAUAUGGUAGUGAUGGAUCUUUUCCGAAAGAUGAAUAUGAAAAACCUAUGCCAAGCGAAGAAAUAUCGCUACUAAACAAAAUAUUACAUAAAAAGCUGGAGAAUCUACAAAAUGGUAGUUUAGAAAUUUCACAAGCUCGAAGUGAUCCGAAUUCACCAUUGUAUUCGGUUACUUCGUUCCAGAGUUUACGCUUGAAGGAUGAACUUUUAAAGGCUUUAGACAAAAUGAGUUUCUAUAUGCCAUCAAAAAUUCAGGAAGCCGCAUUGCCUUUAAUUCUAAUUGAACCACCAAUGAAUUUGAUAGCACAAGCACAAAGUGGUACUGGUAAAACAGCGACUUUCGUACUUACAAUGUUGUCACGUGUUGUUCCAUCAAAUAAAUGGCCUCAAUGUUUAUGCCUCGCACCUACUUAUGAGCUGGCUAUGCAGAUCGGCCAAGUCGUCAAGAAAAUGGGCGAGUUUUUGCCGGAUAUUGAAAUUCGCUACGCAGUUAAGGGUGAACGAAUGUCGCGUGGUGAAAAAAUCGAAGAACAGAUAAUAAUUGGGACACCAGGUAAAAUGUUGGAUUGGGUGACAAAACUGAAAGUGAUCGACCCAUCUAAAAUAAUUUGCUUAGUAUUAGAUGAGGCCGACGUUAUGAUCUCACAGCAAGGCCAUCAGGAUCAGAGUAUUCGACUACAUAAUGAAUUGGAGAGAUCAGGAGCGAAAUAUCAAAGUCUGCUGUUCAGUGCUACAUAUGAUGAAACUGUUCGAUCAUUUGCAGAUUCCAUUAUCAAGGAUGCCGUCAACAUCACUUUGCGCAGAGAUGAGCAAACACUGAAAAAUAUCAAACAAUAUUAUGUGAAAUGUGCUAAUAGAGAAGAGAAAUAUGAAGCUGUGAUGAAUUUAUACGGAGGUUUAACAAUUGCUUCAGCUAUUAUUUUUUGUUAUACGCGUAAAUCAGCUGAAUGGUUAGCUGUGAGGAUGGGACAGCGAGGUCAUGAUGUUACAGUACUGCACGGUGAAAUGACAAUAGAAGAUCGAGCCCGAACUAUUGAACAGUUCAAAGACAGUGUUUACAAAGUGCUUAUCACAACCAAUGUUUGUGCAAGAGGUAUUGAUGUUUCUCAGGUGUCAGUUGUUAUAAAUUAUGAUCCACCAGUGACUUAUGCUAAUGAUCCACAACCAGACUACGAAACUUAUAUCCAUCGAAUUGGCAGAACAGGAAGAUUUGGUAAAGCAGGAAUAGCGAUUAAUUUGGUUUCUGAUGAUUUCUCACUGAGUGUUAUUCAACGAAUUGGCGAUUACUUUGGCGUGGCGAUUGAACCGUUAGAUGCAAGCGAUAUGGAUCAGUUAGAAGCAAUUGAUAAGGAUAAAUUUUGA
Molecule: messenger RNA, 2433 nt
Organism: Acanthocheilonema viteae
Lineage: Eukaryota; Metazoa; Nematoda; Chromadorea; Rhabditida; Onchocercidae
Source: the annotation of a GenBank genome assembly